Marmota monax (woodchuck) is the source of this 3699-nucleotide messenger RNA. RefSeq names its product solute carrier family 23 member 3 (gene Slc23a3). Gene Ontology annotation, cellular component: membrane. Bases 1598 to 3448 code for a protein of 616 amino acids. NCBI's taxonomy places the organism in Eukaryota, Metazoa, Chordata, Mammalia, Rodentia, Sciuridae. Gene Ontology annotation, biological process: transmembrane transport. The record is from RefSeq and is a predicted model, not a curated record. Gene Ontology annotation, molecular function: transmembrane transporter activity. The transcript is spliced from 12 exons.
UUGCGAGUCAUAGGUUCCCAUUUCAAACUUCUCUUUGACCCUGCUUCCAGCACCCUAGGGCCCUAGCCCUGCUUUACUUGGGGUGCCGUGGGACACAAAUGAUGGCUGUCCCAUGUCCAGGGUUGGCCUUGUCUGUGGCAUGUGAGCACUACCCUUGUGAGACCAAGUAUCUAGCAGUCCCCUAAGCUUCAUGAGGGCAACUCCAAGGAUACCUUUCUGUGCUGGUGCUGACGGCCUCUUCACUUGGCUGACAUGGUGAAAGGUGUUGCUAAAAGAAUGCUGAAGCUAGGUUGUCAUUGGAAGAACAGAUUGGGUGGUGGCCCAGCAGGUUAGGCUGCUGAAGAUCAUGAACAACAUGGUGGCACUGCCCUCUAUGGGCCAUUUUGGCAAUAUCAGUUAUUUUUUGGUUGUCAAGAAUUUAAGGGGGGAUGUAUGGGGCAUUUAGUCGGUCUGGGCAGGAUGCUAGACAUUCUCAGAUACUCAAGACAUCUCUUGCUAGGAAGAAUUCCCAAGACAAAUUUUGGAUGACUUAGAUGGUUAUUGUGCAUGUUGAAGUCCUUAUUGAGCCUGGAACUAUCUUUUUAUGUAUAAACAUGAAUUUGUACAUUUUGAAGAAGACUUGAUUUGUCAGGUAUGAACUUCUAUGAAAAUUAAAACAGAUUUGUCAUGUUCAUUGCUUUACCAAGAGUUUGUCGGCCAUUUUGCGACAUCAAGUCACCACUUGAUCAAGUACUGAAGGUAGCAUCUGAGUUACUCAGUUGCCAGUUAAGUCCCAUUAUUAGCUGCCACAGUAGCUGUCACAUCCUCAAAGAUUCUACAUAUGGGUGUGGGACUUGGAAUGCUCCGUUGUCUUCUGGUUUAUCCAUGUCCAAGCUUUUAGGCAUUAAAAUACAUGUUGUUAUAAAUGUAUUUCUUACAGAGAAUAUAUAACAUGGAGUUUGGGUCAUAGUUGUGUGUGAUUUGGGGCAUAUUAUCCAUGAGGUUUUUGCCAUUCCCCGCCCCCCCAGUACUGGGGAUUGGACCCUGAGGCCUUUUAACCCUGAGCUACAUCCCCAGUUUUUUUUUGAGACAGGGUCUCCCUAACUUGCCCCCAGGCUGGCCUCUAACUUGUGAUCCUCCUUCCUCAGCCUCUGAAGUUGUUGGAAUUACAGCUGUGCUCCACUGCAUCCAGCUCAUAUGAGUUUCAUUUUGAGAUGAUCCAGGGACCUGUCCUGAUAUGGUUGAAAAGUGUGGAUCUAAUAGGGAUGGUUAUAAAUGGUUGUGGGAGGAAAUAGUCUGCAAAACCUUUCCAGGCUAUUUUGAUAGUUGUCCAUGUUCUCCUACCUUCCAGAGCCUGGUCUAGGAGCAGGGAAUGAAGAUUCUUGGGGGAGGGGUCCAGAACUCAGCUCCCCAGUUAAUGGCUGAUGGAAUUUGCACAAGAACUGGGCAAAGGUGAAAGGGCCGCGUCCAGCCCCAAAACCCUCAUCCCUUUGCUCCGCUUCAUUGAAACCCCCACCCCCUCCCCACUUCUGGCAACUAACCUCACCCAAACUCCUACCUCUUACUCUGUACUUAACUCUGGCUCAGGGCAGCCAAGAUACCACAAAGGCAGGGCAGCAUGAGCCGAUCACACCUUCAUCCCAUUCCACUCCACUCUGUGGGCUCCCAGGAUGCCCCAGUUUCCCUACCACGGCCACUGGCUGUUCCCCAGAAUUCCUCUUCCCACACUUGGGCCUCUCCAUGUGGGCCUCCCACCUGGGGCCUCAGCUGUCUUCUGGCUCUGCAGCAUUUCCUGGUCCUGGCUUCUCUGCUCUGUGCCUCCCACCUGCUCCUGCUUCGUAGUCUUCCCCCAGGAGGACUCUCUUACCCGCCUGCUCAGCUCCUGGCCUCCAGUUUCUUUUCAUGUGGUGUGUCUACAGUCCUACAAACUGGGAUGGGCAGCAGGCUGCCUCUUGUCCAGGCUCCAUCCUUAGAGUUCCUUAUCCCUGCUCUGGUGCUGACCAGCCAGAAGCUACCUCUGGCCAUCCAGACACCUGGAAAUAGCUCCGUUGUGUUGCACCUGUGUAGGAGGCCUGGCUGCCACAGCCGGGAGCUCUGGAACACUUCUCUUCGAGAGGUUUCAGGGGCAGUGGUGGUAUCUGGGCUGCUGCAAGGCAUGCUGGGGCUGCUAGGGGCCCCUGGACGCCUGUUCCUACACUGUGGGCCCCUGGUGCUGGCCCCCAGCCUGGUUGUGGCAGGGCUCUCUGCCCACAGGGAGGUGGCCCAAUUCUGCUCUGCUCACUGGGGCCUGGCCUUGCUGCUUAUCCUGCUCAUGGUGGUCUGUUCUCAGCACCUGGGCUCCUUCCAGGUACCCCCAUGUCCCUGGAGGCCAACUUCAACCUUUUCAACUCAUAUUCAUGUCCCUGCCUUUCGGUUCCUCUCGGUGCUGAUCCCUGUGGCCUGUGUGUGGCUCAUUUCUGCCCUCCUGGGUCUCAGCAUCAUCCCCCUGCAGCUGUCUGCCCCCACCCAGGCACCAUGGUUUUGGCUGCCUCACCCAGGAGAAUGGGACUGGCCCUUGUUGACACCCAGGGCUCUAACUGCAGGCAUCUCUAUGGCCCUGGCAGCCUCCACCAGUUCCCUGGGCUGCUAUGCUCUGUGUGGCCAGCUGCUGCACUUGCCUCCUCCACCUCCACAUGCUUGCAAUCGAGGGCUGAGCCUGGAGGGGCUGGGCAGUGUGCUGGCUGGGCUGCUGGGGAGCCCCAUGGGCACAGCAUCCAGCUUCCCUAAUGUGGGCACAGUGAGUCUUUUCCAGUAUCUCUUCCUGCAGGCUGGAUCUCAGAGAGUGACCCACAUAGUGGGGCUGCUCUGCAUGGGGCUUGGGCUCUCCCCUAGGCUGGCUCAGUUCCUCACUACAAUCCCGCUGCCUGUGCUUGGUGGGGUACUAGGGGUGACCCAGGCUGUGGUUCUGUCUGCUGGAUUCUCCAGUUUCCACCUAGCUGACAUUGACUCUGGACGGAAUGUCUUCAUUGUGGGCUUUUCCAUCUUUAUGGCCCUGUUGCUGCCAAGAUGGCUUCGGGAAGCCCCAGUCCCAUUUAACACAGGCUGGAGCCCCUUGGAUGUGUUACUGUGCUCUCUGCUGGCAGAGCCCAUCUUUCUGGCUGGACUCUUGGGCUUUCUUCUGGAGAACACUAUUUCUGGUACAAGGCUUGAGCGGGGCCUCAGUCAGGGGCUGCUAUCUUCUUUUGUUGCCCAAGAGACUCAAAUGUCUCAGAAGUCCAGGGAGAAGGCUGCUCAAGAAUAUGGGCUUCCUUUCCCCAUUCAAGACAUGUGUCCCUGCAUUCCCCAGCCCCUUCAUUUCCUCUGUCCAAUGCCUGAAGACCUUGGGGAUGAGGAAGGAGGGCCAUCUGAGCCAGGAGAGACCGCAGACUUGUUGCCUGGCUGUGGGGAGUCAUGCCCUGCAUCUAGCAGAGAAGGAUUUAGGUCAAAGUAAUUAUCAAGACUCCUCUUUCUGCUUUCAUUGAGAAUCAGCUCCCAGGCUCAGAGGGACUGUGUAUGUGUCAUGGGCCCACCUAGAGGUCUCAUUUCCCAGUAGGAUGGGUUGCCUUUUCUUCUCUUAAUUAGGCCUAUUAUAGAGCAGGGGCCAUGGUUUAGUGGAUCAUGAUGAAUGAAUGAGAUUUUUCCUAUAAACUAUUAAUGUCAUCUGAACCCUAGCAUUCACUUAAUAAAUAUUAAUGCUUCUCA